UUGACGGUAGUUGACAGGAAACGGCUGUCCGUGCGUGCGUGCUAGCGUGAAGUAGCGGUGGGAGGUGAUUUCGACUUUUCUCGUUCCGUCGAAAACCGCGUCGAAGAGAGAUAUACAAUCAGUGAUUUCUUCUUCAUCAGUCGGCGGAAAGAUCAUUUCAAUCGUUGCUGGUGGAUGGUGCAGCCUUCGUCGCUUGAAUAUUGGAUUAAUAUUCCUUUGCCGGUGCGCUGGUGACCAUCUCAAGUAGACGUGUUUUAACGGCUCGAAGAAAAAGUGUCCCGUUUGAGCUUUCUGUCGAACAGAUUGAAUCCGACGCAUAAAACCUGCAUCUCCGGAUAUGACACCUAAAGUGUUGGAAAAAAAAUCCUGUAAUCCUGUAUGCAGUCCAGCAACUGAAAUGCGGUCCUGAAAAGAAAAAAAUAUGAGAUUUAAAAACCAAAACAAGUGAUAAAAAAAUAAACAAGUGUUCCCGGGAGAUCUUGUCCAAUUCCAGUGGAGACUAUUCGUGUGUUGAAUAUCGGUUUUCAGCUUAUCGAUGGAUAAUGCAGAAUACUGAGUGUCUGUAUGUGUGACAGUAUGUGUACUCCGGAUAUUGUUUGAAUGAGCCAACGCCAGACCACGCUAUCUACGCUAGGGAGGCGUAAAAUUGUACCAAUACUCUCUUCCCCAUGCCUUGAUUGUUUGCGCAAACCAAUUCUUUCCCUUUCAUUUUACAGUGUUUUUCGCUACAUGGGGGUUUGACGGAGUUUGUGGUUUUGUGAUUCUUGUUGGUGUUAAACUUUGGAGCUUUGGAUGUAUCAGUGUGUGGUGGCGUCUCACCGACAGUGUCUGUUACGGUAAUUGACAAUAUGUGCUGUGGUCAGUAGAAGUAGAGCCUGUGAAUUGCGAUCGCAUAAACCACGCAAAGAAACAAGCGUGAACAGCAUGCGGUUUAGGUAAAAUAACGUCAAUUGCGUUGCGUAGUACUGGAUACAUUAAAAAAAAUAGCGGCCAACACAAACACUGCCAAAAUUGGAAAAAAACAAAAAAAGAGGUAUAUACUACAGUAAUGGCCACACUGCGCUCUCAGUAUGGAAUAAAUAUAAUUUUCCUUUUCAUCGUACAUUUAAACCACGGAAUUACAAAGUCACUGCAAACGUUUUCGGAGGAACAGUUCCUUCUGGAGCUGAGUGAUGAUCGCAGCAGUUCACCGGUAACGCGUCCUCCGAUACGCAACCGGACACCGCCGUACCUUGGCAAUCUGCACCUUGGCUUUCAUCAGCACCAGCAGCAUCACCAUCAGCAUGCGGAGACGAGUGAGAACGAAAUUUACGACUCGGACGAGAGUAAUCUGCUCCGGACGCCGCUCGACCGUGGGCCACACUUUGAUUUGUCCGCCUCGAAGAACAUUACAGCGCUGGUCGGGAAGACGGCCUAUCUCAACUGCCGGGUGAAGAACAUCGGCAACAAAACGGUGUCCUGGGUGCGGCAUCGUGACAUUCAUCUGUUAACCGUAGGUAGAUUCACCUAUACGUCUGACCAACGUUUCCAGGCUGUACAUAAUCCCCAGACAGACGACUGGUCGCUACAAAUUAGAUACCCCCAGAAGCGGGACACGGGCGUGUACGAGUGCCAGAUCUCCACUACGCCACCGGUCGGGCACUCAAUGUUCCUCGCCGUCGUAGAGCCAAUCACCACGAUCGUUGGUGUGCCGGAUCUGUACAUCAACACGGGCUCAACUGUAAAUUUAACCUGCAUAGUGCGGAACUCGCCCGAGCCUCCUUCAACCAUCUUUUGGACCCACAACAAUCAGGAGAUCAACUACGAUUCACCCCGGGGCGGUGUGUCGGUCAUAACGGAGAAGGGUGAAUUAACGACAUCGUACCUGCUAAUACAGCGCGCCCGUACCACCGACAGCGGGAAGUACGUCUGCUCCCCAUCGAAUGCCGAUCCUUCCACGAUCAACGUGCACAUCCUGAAUGGUACCGUUCGACCGCCCUACUCGCUAACCGCGUCCAGGGCAAUGACAAAUACGACAUUGUUCGCCCGAUACUGGAAACAUUUCAGACAGUAUUUGUCAGGGCUACCAUUGUUGGGCUCCCCGCUCAAGCGGUUUGCAUUGCCGCCCAGCCAGUGGAGUUUGCCGCUGAACUUAAUGGUGCCGAGUAUUGCAUCGACAGCAUUUCUCCUGAAAAUCCACGCGUGGACCAACAACUGUCGGUGGUGACGGUGAAGAAAUUCAUCGUAGAGCUCAUCCCUGAUCCAACAAGACAAGACAGGAAGGGAUAAUAGGUGAAGAGAGCUUUGUUAAAACUCUUG
Molecule: messenger RNA, 2298 nt
Organism: Anopheles coluzzii
Lineage: Eukaryota; Metazoa; Arthropoda; Insecta; Diptera; Culicidae
Product: zwei Ig domain protein zig-8-like
Exons: 9
Coding region: 1049-2206 (385 amino acids)
Biological process (GO): synapse organization
Cellular component (GO): neuron projection membrane
Source: RefSeq, a predicted model, not a curated record